Eimeria tenella is the source of this 3135-nucleotide messenger RNA. RefSeq lists its product as uncharacterized. Gene Ontology annotation, cellular component: RSF complex. The transcript has 7 exons. The coding region runs from base 1 to 3135 and encodes 1044 amino acids. Gene Ontology annotation, biological process: regulation of DNA-templated transcription. NCBI's taxonomy places the organism in Eukaryota, Apicomplexa, Conoidasida, Eucoccidiorida, Eimeriidae. The record is from RefSeq and is a predicted model, not a curated record.
AUGGCUCGCAAAAGCUUUCGCAUCUCGAAGGUGGGGUUGGGAGGGACAGGCGACAACUGGAUGGUAGAAAUGGUGCGCGCGAUAGCGAGCGACAGCGAAAUUGAAGCGCUGGGUGUACCAAUUGAAGAAGCGGGAAAGGCCAUAUGCAAGAACGUGUUCCCCAUUCUAAAAAAUCACCUAGCUUUCGUAGUGCAGUAUGACAGAAACUGUUUUGAAGCAGCGCUCGUCGACGAAAUUACGCAGGGGGAGGGACCUAUUGCCUCCAUGGAACUUCUUGAAAAAGUUAAAGAAGCAGAGGAAAAGAUUAAGGAACUUACAAAAACGGUAGCCACUCAGUCUGAAAAGAUGAUCGAGCUCGAGAACAAUCUGGCCCAAGCCCAUGAUUUCCUUGACAAAGUAGAAGCCGCAAAGGAAAGCGCCUUGUCUGCUGCCGAACAGAGCAGAGAAUUUGCAAAAAAAGAAGAAGAAAGGUUUCCCAAGUCAAACAAAGAAUUUGUCGAAGAGUUGCGCAUGAAGCUACGGGACGAAGUAGUGCUUGAGCUGGCCGAAGAGGCGACGGCGGCAUCUUCAAACGUAAUGACGGCAGAGAAGGAAGUGCAAACAGAUCCCGCGACGCCUGAGAAGAAUGCAGACAUAGUUGAAAAACCUGCAGAAAAACCUGAAAGCGUCCCUGUUUCGCCUCCCCAGCCACCAGCUCAGGAACAGAGUGAAGAGAACAAUGUUUCUGGCCGACGGCUGACGGCCACCGACAGAGAUCUUAUUAAAAAGUGUAUCGACGAAAUACGCAGGCUGAACACCCUACUCUCAAGCCACGGAUCUCCAUCUCUUGGCUUCCCUCAACGGGAAAUUGAAGAAGACAGGAGAGGCAUCUCUGUGCGUAAUACCUGCGUGGGCACAUCGGAGGGGUCCUUCGGCGGUUUUCAGGGCAACGUGUACGAGCACGUACCCCUGACCACUUUGCGUCUUAGCCCGAUUUAUCGUGCAAAUUUAGAAAGAACAGAAGGGGCAACCCCAAGAAGCAUGCGCCACCCUGUGCACCAACCUGCGAAUCCACCCACGCGUCUAUCUCCUCGUGGCGUCCCACAGUUCGUAGAGGGCAGCACCCUUGCUGCCACAUGGUUUAGCAGCCCCCCAGCAGCAGCUGUUGUUGCUGAUAUGACUGGAGUAUCCGCAGUACCAGCUCCUCCUCACCAGCAGGGGCCGUCUUCUGGGUCUGGGGAGGCGGCUACGCUGCAGGACUCGCCGCAGCAGCAGACUUUCAUGCAUUCGCACUUGAUGUCUGCUGAGGUUCCCGAGGACGUGGUUGUGAGCGGCAGCCCUGAGUCUAGCCAGCACACAGCAUUACCCGUAAAAGGAAACAAAGCUUUUUCUCUGCCGGCUUCACUCCACGCAGAAGUUGCCGCUGGCGAGAUAGGCAAGACAGCAGCACAAAUACCAAAGGCGAAGUUUCAACCGUCCUUCGCCAAUGACCCGUAUCUUUCCCUCGAGCCCCCCGAUCCCAGCUCUUCUGCAUCCGCUGUUUUAAACACCACAGACUACGUAACAGAAAACACAACAGAAGUCACAAGGCUUCCCCGUUCCCCUGAAGGAACAGAAACGGAGGCUGUUGCAACUACGGAACUAUCUGCUGCAGUAGCAGAUCUAGAUGUUCCUUCUGCCGCACCAACAGCGCUACCAGAGCCUGCAGCUAGCGGGCAAAACAGCCCAGUAAAAGAAAUCUCCAUUGCUGCUCCAGCAACGGAAACUCCAAUUCCAAAUUCCACUUCUGGUUUUGUCGAAGGGGCAUCGCUGAAAGAAGCGCAAAGGGCGGAAGUAGAAGAAUCCCAAUGGCAAGUUUCCCCUACGCCUUCAUUAGGUGCCCAUGGAAGCAGCAGCGCCAAUGCUGCACUUGAAGCUCUCUCCUCUUCACAUUCAGAGGCAGCAGUUGCAGGCGGAGAGAAGAAAAUAGAACCAACAACAGCAAUUGACAAAAACCAGAACUUUUCUAGUCAGGGGGAGCAGCCCAUUUCCAACUCGCAGCCGAAGGCUGCUCCUACUACGCUACCUCCGCAGCAGCCACAGCAGCAGCAGCAGCAGCAGCAGCCAGUCCAGCAUCAGCAGCAGCCAGUCCAGCAACAGCAGCAGCCAGUCCAGCAACAGCAGCAGUCAGUCCAGCAACAGCAGCAGCCAGUCCAGCAACAGCAGCAGCCCCUCCAGCAGCUCCAGUCGGACGAACAGAAAUCCAAGCCAGAGCAGCAGCUGUCGCAGCCGCAGCCGCAGCAGCAGCAGUCGCCCCAGCCCCCACAAUCCGACAAACAACAGCAACAAAAGGAGCAGCAGCAGCAGCAGCAACAGCAACAGCCUGCCCAGCAGCAACAGCAGCCCUCCCUGCAAGAGCAAUCCUCUCAACAGCAGAAACUGUCAACGCAGCAGCUCCAGCCGCCCUCCCAGCAGCAAGUACAAGAAGCCCCCCAACCGCAGGAGCCGCAGCAGCCGCCGGCGCAGCCGCAGCAGCAGCCGCCGCAGCAGCCGCAGCAGCAGCAGCUGGUGGGGGAGCAGCUGCUGCAGGGUGCCGCGGCUGUGCGGGCGCAGCAGGCAGCUGCGGCGGAACGCGAAAGCGUGUGCGUGGGAGUUGAGGGGCGUUUGUGUUUGCCUCCCGAGGCCAUCUUUGGCCAGCAGGGCCCCCCCCUGUGGCCCCUCGUCACUGGGGGCAGCGCCUGGCGCCGCAGCCACGCGACGAAGACCAUUCGCCUCGCGCCGCUGCAGCGCACAGCCAGAGAGCACUUCCGGCCCCCGCCGCUGCACCCCGAGGCCCCACUCGCCGCCCCCCUCGCGCUGCACCCCGUUGGUGGAAGAGAAUCUUUUGGAGAUCGGCUGGCGCAGAUGAAUGAGGCGCCGCCCGACCCGGACAACGGGGUGUAUCUACCCCUCAAGGGCUCGAAGCUUGGCAGCGCUCCACGGAAGUUUCCAAAAAAAGAAACAAAACAAACUCCCGAAGCCACUUGCAAAACUCUGAGUGAUCUUCGCAUUAGAAAUGAAGUGCUCGAGAACCAGGUUUUGGGGCUCUCCGUCGCUCUGGGGCAAGCUCACGAGCGGCUGAACACUCUGACGCGGGUUUGCGACCGGCUGACGGGAGGCGUUUCAGCGCAGAGAUGA